This is a messenger RNA of Neopsephotus bourkii (Bourke's parrot), 3436 nucleotides long. It is a transcript of the gene PHETA2, whose product is annotated as PH domain containing endocytic trafficking adaptor 2. Gene Ontology annotation, biological process: retrograde transport, endosome to Golgi; receptor recycling; endosome organization. Gene Ontology annotation, cellular component: trans-Golgi network; recycling endosome; early endosome. The record is from RefSeq and is a predicted model, not a curated record. The coding region runs from base 214 to 1029 and encodes 271 amino acids. The transcript has 3 exons. Lineage: Eukaryota; Metazoa; Chordata; Aves; Psittaciformes; Psittacidae.
GCCGGCGGGGCGGUGCUGCCGGCGCGGCCCUCCCCCGACCCGCCGAGGCCGGCCCCGGCUGUCGCGCACCGCCGGCAGCGCCGCUGAGCAGGAGCGGCCCGAGCCAGGAAUGGGGCUCAGCACAGUGAAGCUUUGGAGGCCCUCACCAAGGGAGCAGCCUGCCCAGGGAAGACAGCAAGGGACUGUGGUCUGACCCGUGCAGCCGGCAGGGCGAUGAAGCUGAAUGAGCGGAGCGUGGCCCACUACGCUACCUGCGACUCACCCACUGACCAUGCCGGCUUCCUCCGCAAGCGCGUGGAGCGGCACCACCACCAUGCCCAUCACCACCAUGCCACCUCCUACCAGCGCCGCUGGUUUGUCCUCAAGGGCAACCUCCUUUUCUACUUCGAGGAGCGGGAGAGCCGGGAGCCCGUGGGGCUGGUCGUGCUGGAGGGCUGCACCGUGGAGCUGUGUGAGGCUGCCGAGGAGUUCGCCUUCGCCAUCCGCUUUGAUGAUGCUGGUGCCAGGGCUUAUGUGCUGGUGGCCGAUGGGCAGGCUGCCAUGGAGGCCUGGGUGAAGGCUCUGUCGCGGGCCAGCUUCGACUACAUGCGGCUGGUGGUGAGGGAGCUGGAGAAACAACUGGAGGAGGCCUGCAAGAGCUUGGCUGCUUGCCGCCAGUCCCCACGGAGGUCCUCCUCCUCCAGCAGGAAGAGGCACCUUUCCAACCCUGCCUUGCUGCCUCUCCAGGAGAAGCCUGCCGUCCUGGAGAACGGUUACUCCACGUGGGGUAGUGGUGGUGCUGUCCCGGGGGGUACCACCUCCCCUGACCGUGAUGGGGGGCAAGCGAAGCCCCCACCCCUGCCUCCACGCCGGCGCUCAGCUGCCGGCAGUGCUGCAGGGUCCCCAGCGCCCGGCCUCUCGCCAGGCAUGACCGAGAGCCCGGUGUCCCCGGAGACAGCCUGUUUCUCCAAGCUGCACGGCUGGUACGGGCAGGAGAUCGCAGUGCUGAGGCGGGAAUGGCAGGAGAGGCAGAAGAGGGGUCACCCAUGACCGGGGACACAGGGUGCGAGCUGCCAGCCAGCCAGUGCACAGCAAGCUGUCUCCCAUGCGGCAAGAGGAAAACGAAGGGACACUGCUUGGCCCCUGCCCUGGUUGGUGGCUGAGUGUGCAGUGUGUGUGUGCUUCAUGGGGCAGGUGGGAGGGACACGAAUCUUCUGCAGACCUCACAUUUCAUUUCCCUGAAGCUUUAUACAGCUGGAGAGUGUGUAAUACCAGCGGAGCUGCCUUUGAAUGCUCCUCUGCUGGUGGUACGAGGUGUGGAGGGGGCCCAAAUCAGCACAUACGCAACAAACCUCACCCAGUGGGCUUUGUCCCUUGCUGCCCUGGUGUGGUUGAUGCUAUGGGUGCUUCCUCUCCUGCCUUUGCUUCACACUAUUGUUUGGUUUUAUUUCUCAGCAUGGGAGUUUGCACAGGUCAGCAUUUAUUAUUGUCUGUCGUCUUCCGCCAAACUUCUGCCUUUGCUCUUUCAUGGCAGAUAAGGCUGGGCUCUUAUGAAAUGCCUCCAAAGGGGCACUGGCCCUAGUGGAUGCUUCCAGCCUUGUGCCUCUCCCCACAGGACACUGUGAGAUGCUGCGGCUGUGGCUGGCCCAGCAGCUGCAGCAGUGAGGACUGGGCUCUUGUGUCAUGCUGGUCUUUUUUUUACCUUCAUAUGUACUAACCCUUCUCCCUGCUAAAUCCUUCAGGAUGUGGAUUUCAUGGGCUUGCAUCUGUCUUUUUGGGUGCCCGAGAUCAGCAGCAAGGCUGAAAUGGAGACACCGAGCCUGGUCCAAAGGAACAGCAAGGACCAGAAGCUCCCAGGGCUGAUGUGGACUCUGUUGAGUGGUAGCCAAGCCUGUUAAUAUCUCUAUCACAAGCCUUCCUUGUUCUAAAACAGGGAGGCUAAAGCCUCUUUGCCUGGGCAGGGAUGAAUUUCUCUGCUCCUGCUAAGUGCCAUGUAGGGCUCAUCCGGCUCACUGGGCAGCGUGCCCCAGGCACUGCCCACAGCCACAUUCUUGCAGGGCCUCUUGCGCUGUUGUGGCUCCUCCCAGCUCUGGGCAGAGCUGUUCAGUUGGAGGAGUGGGGAGGAGGAGAGGGCUGCUCCCACAGGUGGGGGUGUGGGAGUGAUUUACAGGUAGCAUUGACUGCGUGUCAGCAGUGUCUGGGCUUGCCUCUCCAGUGUGAAAGCUGUAUCACUGCCUUCUACCAAAGCCAGCACCCAACCUGCCAGUGCUCCCCUCUGAUUUCAUAUCAGCAUCACUCAGCUGAUAUCCGUAGCAUGUCCCAUCCUCCCAGAAUGUGAGGAGUGCAGCAGGGAGGCAUGCCUGUCACCUUGCUGCAGAAACACUUGCCCUUCAGUAGGUCAGAAUCCUUGGCCAUGAAGCAGAUGGUAUAAGUAGGUAGGUGCUGUGUCCAGGGGCUCUAACACCCUGGAGACGGGGUUUAUAAAUCCCCUCCCUGGCAAGGGCUGUUUCUCAGAACAGAAAAAAAUAUACAAAACAAUCUUGUGCUUCUUAUCUACCAGUGUUAAACCUGGUUUUAUUGCUCUGUUUUAUUAAGGAGCCUUGCUAGGAAACCAAGAGGCUGUUUCAGGUCAUGAUGGGUAGGAACCUAUUUGUUUUUCCAGAGUUAUAUGCACUCAGCUUAAUACUUUGCAAUAGCCAGUAGAGAGUGCCAAUGCAGAAAUCAAAAGACUUCCAUUAACUCUUGGUGCCUUUGACAACAUACCUCUGAUAGUUUUGGAUGAUGAGCUUCCAGCCUCCUGCCUUAUUGUAGCUCAGUGGUAUAUUGGAGGAGAUAAAUCUUUAAUCAGAUCUUUCAGAUGCAAUUCCGGGCAGCGGGUGUGUUACCUUCACAUGCGAGUGAUGCAAUCCAGUCCUCUCCAGUUUGUGCCUGGUUUUUUUCACAGUAAGGAUGUUUGAGUUCGGGAGGAUUCUUUUUAUUCUGCUUUUUAAGCAAGAACAGUUCAGUAAAACUGGGAGCAGAUGACCACAGGCCAGUGCCCAGGCUCUUUCCGCAGCCCAACUGGCUGGACUUAGGGGCCAGCUCUACACGCUCUCCUGCCUGCUGCUUGAAUCAUUCAGUGCUGCAGCAUUUCCAGCUGGGAACCUGUACCCCUCCCCAUGUUGUGGCAGCAGCAUCAAGGGAUGGCGCUGCUUGGUGCCUCCUCACUCUCAGUGUGGGUAUUUUGGGACCAGCAUCGGAUUUAGCAAGCACUUUUCAGUGGUUAUUUUUUCUCUGCCAUGUAAUACAGAGGGAAGAAUAUUCCUGAUGCCUCAGACUUACAUAAGGCAGUUUGACGGUAAAGAUUUAACUUCCAAAAUAAAUCAAAAUGUGAUGGCAGCUCCUACAUGAGACCCAAGAAUCAUGAGCGCUUUGAAAGGGAAAAUAAAUUAACAAAGCCAGUUCUGUCAAAACUGGA